GCCAUUGUCCUCCUUUCACCUAGGCGCCUGUAGACAACCCCGUUCCUUCGGCUACGCGCUCAAUUAUCAGUAUUAGAAACGUCGUAAAUAUACGCACGCUCACUUAAGAUGCCGGCUAUCAUCCCCGCGCCGCCGCCGGAGAUUCCAGGCUUCCAGAUUCCCCAUCAGGACGCUCAACCACUCAAAGAAACAGUUGCGCGUCUACUGGAACGCGACAACCCGCGCUUUCCAGGCGCGCAACCCGUAUCCUUCGCUCGCGAACACGUAAAAGAGCUCCAACAAAAUGAAUACUUCAUGUGUGAGAAGACGGACGGCUUGCGAUGUCUCCUCUUCCUACACUGGCAAGACGGGCCACAAGGGUUUGAGCCGUGUACUUUUCUGAUCGACCGAAAGAACAACUACUACGACAUACAGCCUCCGUUCCGGAUACCUCACUAUAUGCAUCCGGGAGAGAAGGGCCCGUUCUUGUUUGGGACGAUUCUGGACGGCGAAUUGGUGCACGAUCAAUACCCAGGCGAAGCUGCGCCGCGCCUAAACUUUUACGUCUUCGACUGCUUGGUAGUUAACGAACAGAAUGUGACUGGUCGGACACUAGACAAGCGGUUGGGGCGGUUGCACGAUUGGGUCAUCAAGCCUUAUGAAGCCAAUCUAAUGAAAACUUUUGGUAAAAACAUCACGCCCGACCACCUCAAGCCAUUCGCUCUCAAAGGCAAGAAGACAUACGCUGCCUAUAGACUCGAAGACAUGUUUAGCAAUAUCCUCCCAAACCUCAGACACGGAAACGACGGUCUGAUCUUCACAUGCGUAUCGACGCCAUACCAGUUCGGCACGGAUAGGCACAUCCUCAAGUGGAAGCCUCCUCAUGAGAACACAAUCGAUUUCAAGCUUCGCCUCGGCGAAUUCCCACUCAUCGACCCCGAAGACGGCGAAGGCGGCAAAAUCCCCGACUACGACGCCAUGCCCAACCCUCUAGAACUGCUCGUCAUGCACAACCAAAACAACUACCAAUGCUUUGCGACUCUUUCCCUCUCACAGGCCGAGUGGGAGACGCUUAAGUCUCUCAAUCAGCGUCUGGACGGCCGUAUAAUAGAGUGCUACCGCACAGAGCAAGGUCAAUGGAAAUACAAGGCAGAAGCCGACGGUACGCCGCGCUGGCGAGACGAUAAGAAAGACGCAAACCACAUCAGUACUGUGAAUAGCGUACUUGAGAGCAUUGAGGCGCCUGUGACAGAGAUGGACCUCUUGGCAAAUGCGGAAAACAUCAAGCGCGCCGUGUACGGGAUACAAGGCAAGCUGGAUCAGUACCGACCACCACAAGAUAGCGGCGAACGAGAUGCUAAGAAGCGCAAGCUAAGUGAAGCGGGCCUCAAUGGCCACUGAGGACGUUAUUGAUAUCGCAGCCACUAACCUCGGUUUGUUUGAUUUGUGUUUUGCAAAAGCGUUCAGUGUGGAUUUUUAACGUACCCAUGGGCUUUUAGGUGCAGGAGUUUAGAUUCUGGUAUUUGGCACUAUUGGCAGGAAAUGAUACCCAUGCGUUA
Pyrenophora tritici-repentis Pt-1C-BFP is the source of this 1538-nucleotide messenger RNA. RefSeq names its product CEG1, mRNA capping enzyme, guanylyltransferase (alpha) subunit. Gene Ontology annotation, cellular component: mRNA capping enzyme complex. Gene Ontology annotation, biological process: 7-methylguanosine mRNA capping. Gene Ontology annotation, molecular function: mRNA guanylyltransferase activity; ATP binding. The record is from RefSeq and is a predicted model, not a curated record. NCBI's taxonomy places the organism in Eukaryota, Fungi, Ascomycota, Dothideomycetes, Pleosporales, Pleosporaceae.